Dreissena polymorpha is the source of this 657-nucleotide messenger RNA. RefSeq names its product endoglucanase-like. The coding region runs from base 42 to 656 and encodes 204 amino acids. The record is from RefSeq and is a predicted model, not a curated record. The transcript has 4 exons. Lineage: Eukaryota; Metazoa; Mollusca; Bivalvia; Myida; Dreissenidae.
UACUCGACGGAUCAUUAUACACGGUCAGCGUAAUUGUGAAGAUGAAAGUCUGCCUUACUGUUGUGUUACUAUGUUUUGGUGCAUGGUUGACGGAUGCGAACCCGCUGUGCACUGGAAGUCCCAAAAUGCUAAACGGCAAGAUGUGCGCCUCAACCACACGGUACGCUGACGGCAACAAAGGCGCGUGUGGCUGCGGGCCAUCCAGCGGCAACAACCAGUUUCCAUGGGCAAAGAGCGCGUAUUUGGCGUCAGCCAAUCAGGCUCUGUUUGACUGUGACGGCAAAACAUGGUGCGGUCAGGCGUGCGGAAAAUGCGUCAAGCUCACUACUACUGGUGGUUUUGUCUCUGGACAAGGCGCGGGCACGGCCGCGGGUCAGACGAAGGUGUUCAUGAUAGCAAACCUCUGCCCAAUCCCACCAAUUGGUAGUAACCCGAACUGGUGCAAUCAAGUAGGGACAAACGGCGUCAACCAGUAUGGCUACGGAUGGCACUUUAGCCUCGAAAACGGCGACAAUCAGAUCACUGGCAUGAAUUGGGACAACCCGGAAGUGACGUGGGAAUGGACCAAUUGUGAUCUUGGUAACCUACAAGAUGCCCGCACCCCUACGUACUGCAUGUACAGACAGUGUCAGUGUAGAGAUGCUGGAAAGAAGUAAA